Messenger RNA from Alosa alosa (allis shad), 3364 nucleotides. It is a transcript of the gene macrod2, whose product is annotated as mono-ADP ribosylhydrolase 2. NCBI's taxonomy places the organism in Eukaryota, Metazoa, Chordata, Actinopteri, Clupeiformes, Clupeidae. Gene Ontology annotation, biological process: peptidyl-glutamate ADP-deribosylation; DNA damage response; purine nucleoside metabolic process. The coding region runs from base 12 to 1640 and encodes 542 amino acids. Gene Ontology annotation, molecular function: ADP-ribosylglutamate-[protein] hydrolase activity. The transcript is spliced from 19 exons. Gene Ontology annotation, cellular component: nucleoplasm. The record is from RefSeq and is a predicted model, not a curated record.
AGUUAGGUUGCAUGCUACAGAGACUACUAUAUUUUGACAGCUUCUCAGGUGAGACACCUCAUCCAGGAGCUGUUUCACUUUCUCUUGAGUUGCCGAACACACUCGCUGUGAGCCUGGGGUUGUUACACUCAAAAAACAGUCAUUUCAAGCCCAUACAUCACGGCACCAUGAGUAAAAAGAAAAAGGACUGGAGAACGGAGAAAGAACGCUUGCUGAAGCUAGGACUGGAGGAGCGACGCAAAGAGUAUCGUGGUAACUUUAUGUCUCUGGACAAGGUACCCACAUGGAGGAAACACGAAAAGACUGCAGGAAAAGGGGAAGACGAGGAGCAGAGAGCACCGUCCGUCUCCUUGAGUGACAAAGUGUCUCUGCACAAAGGUGACAUCACCAUUCUGGAAGUGGACGCCAUUGUGAAUGCCGCAAACUCCAGUCUACUGGGUGGUGGAGGAGUGGACGGCUGCAUACAUCGGGCGGCUGGCCCCUGUCUUUACGAAGAGUGCCACACACUGAACGGCUGCACCACGGGAAAAGCGAAGAUCACUGGUGGCUACGACCUCCCUGCUAAAUAUGUGAUCCACACUGUGGGCCCUAUAGCCAGAGGACACGUGGGCUCUUCCCAGAGAGACGACCUUGAGGCCUGCUACAAAAGCUCUCUGCAGCUGGUCAAGGAGAAUGGCUUGCACUCUGUGGCCUUCCCAUGCAUAUCCACGGGAAUUUAUGGUUUUCCCAAUGAGCCUGCUGCGGAGAUCGCCUUAAAAACAGUCAGAUCCUGGAUCAGGAGGAACAGAGAUGAGGUGGACCGUGUCAUAUUCUGUGUCUUCCUGGAAACGGAUUACAAGAUCUACAAAGAGAAGAUGGCGGAGUUCUUCUCACAAGAUAAUGACAUGGAUGAGGACGGCAGUGACACACAGGGAGAUGAUGAUGAUGACGACGGGGCCGCCCCUGCAGAUGCAGACAUGAUCAGUCAGAAAGUAGAGGAUGAGGAGGACGAGGAGGAAGAUGAAGAGCAGGUGGAGAACAAAGAGGAAAACAGAGAUGUGGAGAUGGCCAGUCAGAACCUAGAUGAGGAUGAGGCAGCACUGAAGGACCCAGGCGAGCUGAGCGUGGAGAUGAAGAAGGACCGAGACAAAGAGAAGAACACGACCACAGGCACAGCAUCAGAGGAUCCAGCUGGUGAGGCAAGGGGAAGCGCAGGUGCAGCAAAGAGUAAAUCGGAGGGAGAGAAGCAGGAGCAGAAGAGUGAAGAGCAGGAGGAAGAGGAGGAGGAGAAGGAGAAAGAGGAGGAGAAGGAGGAGGAGAGGGGAGGUGCGGGGGAGCCUGCAGCUGUGGAACGGGAGUGCAGCUCUGAGAAGCCAGAGAAGAAGAGUCCAGGGGUGCCAGAGGACAAGCUGGGAAAGGACUCCCCCAAGGUGAGGGCUCCACUGGCGGAACAGGAAGAGGAUGUGGGCACGGACAUAGACAUGGAAGGAGACGGAGAAGAUGCAGAGCCAGGCGACCCUCCAACUCCCAAGGACAGUGACACCAGCACUGCUGAAGCUCAGGGCGAGGACUCGCAAGAACCUGAAUUAACUCAAACAGACAGCAAUCAGUCCAAAGACGAAGCCUCUGAAAAGAAGAAGGAACCACCGAGGAAGGAAUGAAACGACAAUCAUCCUCAGAAGGACAGCCGGCAAACUGUGUGAAGGCACACACACACACACACACACACACACACACACACACACACACACACACACACACACACACACACCACACCAACACCACACCAACAUUGAGCAAAGCCCAGGCCCAUGCUUCCAAAUCACACACACACACACACACACAUUCUCACACCACAACAACAACAACUCUCCAUCACAUUGAGCAAGGCCCAGGUUCAUGCUUCUGAAACACACACACACACACACACACACACACACACACACACAGUCUCACACCACACCAACUCUGCUCCACACUGAGCAAGGCCCAGGCCCUGGCCUAUGCUUCUAAAUCACUAGUUUCCUAUUCUACUCCUCCUUACUUUCCCUCUCUCAUGCUGAAAUGAAAUGAAAUGAAAUUAUAACUAUGAGAUAUACCUAUAUGUACAACGAAUUUCCUGAACAAUUGUAUAAAUGAACAUAUCAGAGAUAUUGAGGUGGUGGGUCGGGGGUGGGGGGGUUUUACUGGGUCAUACCUCACAGAGAUGCUGCUUGAAAAACUCCCAUAAUCCAUCUGGGCAUCCUGGUGCUGGAAUUCUGAUGGUUUGACGGUCGGCCACAGAGCAUGAUUGGGAGAGACCAUUCUCAUGCCUGUCCUUCCUUCAUACACUUGAGAAGCCUACAUACUAAGAGGCCAACCCAAGUGAAUAGAACAAGAUUAGUAACUGUUUAAAUGUAACUGACAAAUAUCAGGCUUAUAUGUCAUGAAUUGUGGUCAAUAAGUAACACUACAACCGAUGCUGACCAGGCCAAGUAAGGCUGACACCAGUUUUUUUGAGUUUUUUUCUUUCCUAGUGUGAGUGGACUUUGAAACCAAGUGCGAGGGCUUACUGACCAAGUUAUUUGCCAAGUGAUGAUAAGAUGAAAAGGGUUACCCAUCUUACGCCGCUUAGUGUGUAUCCUUGCUUUUCCAGUGUUUUUACUCAUCUGGACUGAUGCUCGGCCAUCGCAGCUUAACAUCAAUCUCUUUACGCUCAGUUCAGGCCCUUAGUUGUACGGGGCACACAUGUGUGAUGUAGUCUGCUUCAAACACCUCAAAACCGCGCGGAUGUGUACAAAACAAAAGAAAAAGAAAAAAUGUAACUUUACAGUACUCAUCUCUGGAAAAGGGCAUUGAUCAAUGCUGAUCUUCAAAGCUGCCGUGACUUUGCGAGAGCUUAUUAAAGAGGAAUCCAUUCAUCUCAUUCCACAUGACAGCUCUGUUUAGUCUUUUUAUCAAAUUAGUUCUUUCAGGGCGUAGUUUCCAGUGCAUGCCAGCUUUUUAUCACACUUCUAAUCCUCCAUUUUCCACAGCUAUACUCCUGUCUCUUCUUUCUCCAGUCAAUACUUUCCCACCCGAUUGUCUGGAUUUAUAUCUCAAGAAUCUGCCUUAUUUCACAUAACGACACAUGAUCUCAAACCGGUGGUGGUUUCAUAUCAUAGUGGAUGAGGGUCAUUGAUAUGUUUUUUUUUUUGUUUUUGUUUGGUGGAUGCAGUGAUUGUUUUGUUCUUUUUAAAUAGCAAAAAAACAUGAACUUUGAUUUUUUUCCCCUUUCUUUUUAAACAAUGAUUAGCUACUGUAAGUGGUGCCAUACAACACAUGAAAUGAGACUCAGUGAAAUGAUGCCUUCAUACGUUGAUGUUUGCUUUGCUUAACAAAACUAUCAAUAAAGAUUCAAACUGUU